AUGUCAACCCCCGCAGAACCCACAGGCACAAUCGGCAUCCGCCUCGACGACACCACCUCAGACACCCUCACGCUCCCCUCAGGCCGCAAACUCGGGUACGCGCAGUAUGGCGCCCCCAACGGCACGCCCAUCCUGUACAUGCACGGCUUCCCCAGCUCGCGCCUCGAAGGCGCCAUGUUCGAGCCCAUAGCCCACAAACUCGGCGCCCGCAUCAUCGCCAUCGACCGCCCAGGCUUCGGCCUCAGCUCGCCUCCCCCCCCGGACCAACCGCCGCGCACGCUCCUGAGCGCCGCGCAGGACGUGCACGCCCUGACGCAACACCUGGGCCUGCGCCGCUACGGCGUCCUCGGCAUCUCCGGCGGCGGACCCUACGCGCUCGCGUGUGCGAAAGCGCUGCCCGCGGAGGAGCUGCGCGCCGUGUGCAUCGUGUGCGGCAUCGGCAGCCCGGACAUGGGGUACCGGGGCAUGCAAUUCCCAAACUACCUGGGCUGGACGUACGGACAGCGCUGGCUGCCCGGGCUGGUGCGCUGGUGGUUCGGGCGGCAGCCGGACGCGCGGCUAGACCUCAGUGACGAGGAGAGGCUGCGGCUCAUGCGGCGCGGGUUCGAGAAGGAGAAGGCGGGCAUGCAUCCGAAAGACGUGGCGUUUUUUGGCGACGAGAAUUGGAUGAAGAUGCGGUUGCGGUUGACGCGGGAGACGUAUGCGCAGGGGUUGAUGGGCAUGUCGGAUGAUUAUCGCGUGUUGAACUCAGAUUUCGGGUUCAGGAUUGAAGACAUCAGGAAGGAUUUGCCGGUCCAGGUGUGGCAUGGGGAUAAGGAUGUGUUUGCUCCCACGAGGCAUGGGAGGGAGGUUGCGAAGAGGCUGGGCGACAAUGCGACGCUGCAUAUUACGGAUGAUACGCAUGCGAGUAUCUCGAAGGAUCGCCAGGAGGGGUGGAUGGGGGAUUUGGUCAAGGCUAUCAGAGGCUAG
This is a messenger RNA of Cyphellophora europaea CBS 101466, 969 nucleotides long. RefSeq lists its product as uncharacterized. The transcript has a single exon. The record is from RefSeq and is a predicted model, not a curated record. Bases 1 to 969 code for a protein of 322 amino acids. Lineage: Eukaryota; Fungi; Ascomycota; Eurotiomycetes; Chaetothyriales; Cyphellophoraceae.